UUCACAAAACUGUGCGUUUCAUUCCGGAACCAACUGAGCUGCGUGGUGGUAGAGACAGUUUGUCGCAGAUCUGCUGGUGAAGAAGAAAAAAGAUCACACCAAAAAGCUUGAAAUGUUUUAGCAUAUGCUUUGAUCAGAUAAUCAUCAUCAUAAUCUUUCAGAAAAUCAUCAAGCAAGAUGGUGCUGGUAACGGCGGUUAAGGAUUACAUUAACCGUAUGCUUCAAGACAUUUCCGGCAUGAAAGUUCUUAUUCUCGAUUCCCAAACGGUGAGUAUUGUAAGCGUUGUUUAUUCACAAUCAGAGCUGCUUCAGAAGGAAGUCUUUUUAGUAGAAUUAGUGGAUUCGGUUCCCAUCUCAAAGAAAGAAUCCAUGUCGCAUCUUAAAGCUGUUUAUUUUCUUCGUCCCACAUCACAAAAUAUUCACCAUUUACGCCGCCAGUUAUCCAAUCCUCGCUUUGGGGAAUACCACUUAUUUUUCUCGAAUAUGUUGAAGGAUACCCAGAUUCACAUUUUAGCUGAUUCCGACGAGCUGGAAGUUGUGCAGCAAGUUCAGGAAUUUUAUGCAGAUUUUGUUGCAUGUGAUCCUUACCAUUUUACGCUGAAUAUUCCUGCAAAUCACAUCUUUAUGCUCCCAGCUGUUGUGGAUCCUCCUGGUUUGCAGCUCUUCUGUGAUAGAGUUGUUGAUGGUAUUGCCACUGUUUUUUUGGCUCUUAAACGAAGACCAGUUAUUCGAUAUCAGAGAACCUCUGAUAUUGCAAAGAGGAUAGCCCAAGAAACAUCAAAAUUGAUGUACCAGCAGGAAAGUGGCCUUUUUGAUUUCAGGAGAACCGAAAUUUCUCCUUUGUUGCUGAUAGUUGAUCGAAGGGAUGAUCCUGUAACUCCACUGCUAAACCAGUGGACCUAUCAGGCAAUGGUUCAUGAAUUAAUAGGUGUUCAGGACAACAAAGUAGAUUUGAGAAGUGUAGGAAAUCUUCCAAAAGAUCAACAGGAGGUUGUGCUGUCAUCGGAGCAAGAUGCUUUCUUUAAAGCUAACAUGUAUGAGAACUUUGGAGAUAUUGGAAUGAAUAUCAAGAAGAUGGUGGACGAUUUUCAGCAAGCUGCAAAAAGUAACCAAAACAUCCAGACAAUAGAGGACAUGGCCAAGUUUGUUGAUAGUUAUCCUGAGUACCGGAAAAUGCAUGGAAAUGUCUCAAAGCAUGUGACAUUGGUAACAGAAAUGAGCAAAAUAGUUGAAGAGAGAAAGCUCAUGUUAGUUUCAGAAACUGAGCAAGAGUUGGCAUGCAAUGGUGCGCAAGUUGCAGCUUUUGAGGCUGUGACAAACCUUUUAAAGAAUGAAAGUGUAUCUGAUUUCGACUGUCUAAGAUUGGUGAUGUUAUAUGCUUUGCGCUAUGAGAAGGAGAGUCCUGUUCAAUUAAUGCAGCUUUUCAACAAACUGGCUUCUCGAUCUCCUAAGUACAAGCCUGGGCUUGUCCAGUUCCUUCUGAAGCAAGCAGGUGUGGAUAAGCGAACUGGUGAUCUAUAUGGGAACCGUGAUUUUCUCAAUAUUGCCCGCAAUAUGGCCCGUGGCUUGAAGGGGGUAGAAAAUGUAUACACUCAACAUCAGCCUCUUUUGCUCCAAACAAUGGAAAGCAUAAUCAAAGGCCGGAUGAGAGACAUGGACUACUCUUUUGUUGGGAACCACUAUCAACAGGGAAGGCCGCAGGAUGUGGUUAUUUUUGUUGUUGGCGGGACAACUUAUGAGGAAUCUCGUUCUGUUGCUUUGCUAAAUGCCAGCAAUCCUGGAAUUCGUUUUAUUCUCGGCGGGUCUGUGGUUCUUAACUCAAAGAGAUUUCUCAAGGACCUUGAAGAAGCUCAAAAGAUUGCUCGAAACAGCACCAAUGCGGUUUAAAGUUUGCGCUCUUUAGAAAUGCAGCUACUCUAUGCAUAAAUAGAUAUCUGUACACAGCUUUGCAAGAAGGCCUGCACAGACAGCCAAGAGUUAUGAACUGGUGCUUUAGAUUGCUGGGAUAGAUUCAUGACUCUGACCAGCCCAUGGUCACUGCAUGAGCAGAUGUUUAGAUUCACCUCUUGUCUGAAAAUUACAGCCUGGAAAAAAGCUGAGAAAGGCGUUUAUCCGUAAACCCUCGUAUACCCGUAAGCUUCUUGCAGAAAAAUGAGUCCAUACUUUGACAUCUCCCCUACCCACUUGAGCGUCAAAUUCUAAAGGCUUUACCAAAUUAUUACACAUUGCUAGAUGUCUAUAGUCACUAGGCAUAAAUUUGUAUGUUCUCGAACAAAAUGUAUUCACUGCCAAAAUAGGAAAUUUUACACUUGUGAGUACUUUGUCGUUGUAUACAUUAGGCAGCUUUGCCAUCUUUAGCUUGUUGGAAAAAAACAAACAAAUUUUCAAUACAAGUUUGAGUCAUUCACACAUUGCUUAAA
Molecule: messenger RNA, 2420 nt
Organism: Mercurialis annua (annual mercury)
Lineage: Eukaryota; Viridiplantae; Streptophyta; Magnoliopsida; Malpighiales; Euphorbiaceae
Product: vacuolar protein sorting-associated protein 45 homolog
Exons: 13
Coding region: 178-1887 (569 amino acids)
Biological process (GO): intracellular protein transport; vesicle-mediated transport
Cellular component (GO): Golgi membrane
Source: RefSeq, a predicted model, not a curated record